AUGCAUCAAGGACCAGUUUUCCACAACGAGAAACCAAAAAUGCUUAAUUCUGAAAACGAAACUGUCAAUGCUGACGCUCCGACGGAGUCGCAGGUGUCCCAUCUUUCGGUGAAAAUACCACCGCUGUGGAGGAACAAUAUAAAAUUAUGGUUCAUCCAAGUAGAAAGCAAUUUCGCUCUAGCAAAAAUAGCGACUGAUCUUACAAAAUACAAUCAUUUGAUUGCAACUAUUGAUACGGAAACUUUAUCAGCGGUUCCUGAUAUUUUACUCGCAUCCCCCGACACCAACAAAUAUGAUGCGUUAAAGGCUCGACUUAUAGCCGAAUUUUCCGCUUCGGAAAAUGAACAGAUACGUCGACUGCUUUCUGAACUACAUUUAGGCGCCGAUAAACCAUCGCAGUUACUCCGAAAGAUGCGCGAACUCGGUGGUGGCACAGGGAUAAAAGAUGAUUUCCUCAAAACUUUAUGGCUACAAAGACUACCGUCAGAAAUGCAGGCAAUUUUAUGA
Molecule: messenger RNA, 507 nt
Organism: Argiope bruennichi
Lineage: Eukaryota; Metazoa; Arthropoda; Arachnida; Araneae; Araneidae
Exons: 2
Coding region: 1-507 (168 amino acids)
Source: RefSeq, a predicted model, not a curated record